Labrus bergylta (ballan wrasse) is the source of this 804-nucleotide messenger RNA. NCBI's taxonomy places the organism in Eukaryota, Metazoa, Chordata, Actinopteri, Labriformes, Labridae. The record is from RefSeq and is a predicted model, not a curated record.
AUGUCUCAGUUUGUGAAGAUGUUCAGCGGAGGAGAAAAGGUGAAGAAGACCUGCCAACAAGACGACGUAGAGAAACUUCAGGUCAGAGAGGAGUUGCUUCUGAAGAAGGAACAAUAUCUGAAGAAAAAGAUUGAGCAGGAACUUCAGUUUGUCAAGACAAUCAGCACAAAAAACAGAAAGGUGGCUCUUCAGGCGCUGAGGAGAAAGAAGUGGUACGAGAAACAUCUCAAGAACAUUGACAGUGCUUUAAAAGCCAUUACGUCUGCUCAUGAACACAUAGAUAUCGUCAACAAGAUGGAUGACCUGAUGAAGGACUUCAAGGAGGAGCCGGCUGACACUCUGGACAUGUCAGACAACCUCCACACCUCUGUGAGCCUCGGAUUAGAAUUUGAUGAGGGCGAGCUGCUGGCAGAGCUUGAGAGGCUGGAGAAGAAUCUGGCUGAGAGUCUGGCAGAGAGUAGGGAGGAGAGAGUCUCUUGUCAAAGAGAGCUGUCCACUGCAUCACCCUCCAAUCCAGCAAAGACAGAGGAAGAUGAGGUACAGGAUGCGUUAGAGUAUCUGCGGCGCUGGGCAAAUGACUCUACUUACAGAGAGUCCUCCACCACCACCGCCCAGCCCGAGCCAGAGCCAGAGCCAGAGCCAACUUACAUCUCCCGACCUCCACCUACCAUCCUCAUCACAGCUCCAUCACAAGAAGACCUCUUUGCCUCACCGCCCACGAUGACGAUAGCUGACGCACUCAAAGAGCGGAGGCCUCUGUGCACGCCUUUCAUAGUGGGGAAUAAACUGGUAACUGGAAAGUAA